AUGAUUACCAACAACAACACCGAAUUGAUCCAAACCACCAGUUCCCAUUUCGCCGUUGCAAUUGCUAUGGCACAGGCCGUAUUCGGUCUUUUCAAGAGCAUCAUUGCUCUGUUAUUAUUCUGGGCGUGUCCGUCGAUGACACCUUCCGUGCCCGAAUACCCCCGCAUGGCUGUUACGGCUAAGGCAGGGCGAAGCACAUCCCGAUAUUCAAUGAUGGUAGCCCCAUCCUCAUCGAUGUCUUUCUCACCUUCCAGCUCUACCUUGGUCGAAACACCGUCAGAAUGCGACGACGCUAUUGCGGAGCCCAAGAAAGCGGGCGCAAAGAAACAUUUCCCGCCGGCGCCUGGCCAUAUGAAGAAAGAAAUCAGGCGUCUCGCUAAGACUGCCAAAGCUGAAAUGAGGCCGUUUGCAUGA
Messenger RNA from Desarmillaria tabescens, 414 nucleotides. RefSeq lists its product as uncharacterized. Lineage: Eukaryota; Fungi; Basidiomycota; Agaricomycetes; Agaricales; Physalacriaceae. The coding region runs from base 1 to 414 and encodes 137 amino acids. The record is from RefSeq and is a predicted model, not a curated record. The transcript is spliced from 3 exons.